Molecule: messenger RNA, 744 nt
Organism: Lactuca virosa
Lineage: Eukaryota; Viridiplantae; Streptophyta; Magnoliopsida; Asterales; Asteraceae
Source: the annotation of a GenBank genome assembly
AUGGAUCACAAACGAGUUGUUUAUGAGUUGACUCAAGGUAAGGAAUUUGCGGAGCAACUCAAGAUUCAUCUGAAUAACCCUUCGUCUUCCCAAGAAACCCAAGAAAUCUUGAUCCAUAACAUCCUCAAUUCCUAUGAAAAUUCGCUAUCUUUACUCACCAAUCAUGUACUUACUACAAAUGGGAGCAAUGAUGAGCCACAUUUUCAUGGUAAAAAGGGAAUCAUCAGAAAAAUGGAAUCGCAAGCUCCAUUCAGUGAAAGCCCAUGUAGCGAAGAUUCAGACCCUGAGUUUAAAGAUCUUGAUCCCAAUGAUUUUGGGGCCAAGAGGAAGAGAAAUGGGAGUAUCGAAAAGUGGAAGAAACAAGUGAAAGUGAGGGGAGACAUGGAGUUUGAAGAAGCUCUUGAUGAUGGGUAUAGUUGGAAGAAGUAUGGCCAAAAAGACAUUCUUGGUGCCAAGCAUCCCAGAGGUUAUUAUAGGUGUACAUAUCGACAACUACAAGGUUGUCUUGCAACUAAACAAGUUCAAAGAACCAACGAAGAUCCAAAUAUUUUUAACAUGACCUACCAAGGAACUCAUACUUGUCACCCUGCAACUGCAACCGACACAUCUCCAACAUUACCAUUACCAUCAUCAUCAUCACCGCCACCAGAGAUCCAACAUCCACCGCCACAAAACCAACUCCUUGGAUCCCCCAAAAUUCUUCAAACAGAUGCACUUAUGAUGGUAACGAAACACCUUCCUUGA